Molecule: messenger RNA, 953 nt
Organism: Dryobates pubescens (Downy woodpecker)
Lineage: Eukaryota; Metazoa; Chordata; Aves; Piciformes; Picidae
Gene: RGS4
Product: regulator of G protein signaling 4
Exons: 4
Coding region: 51-617 (188 amino acids)
Source: RefSeq, a predicted model, not a curated record
UCCUGCCUUCUUGUUUGUCCUGGAAUACAAGACCCGACCUCGGGAGCAAAAUGUGCAAGGGACUCGCUGCGCUGCCAGCCACUUGCCUAAAAAGUGCUAAAGACAUGAAGCAUCGUCUGGGCUUCCUGCUGCAGAAGUCAGACUCCUGUGACUACAGCUCCUCCCAGGGCAAAAAGGAGAAAACAUCUUCAAGCCAGAGGGUUAGCCAAGAGGAAGUCAGAAAAUGGGCAGAGUCUUUGGAAAACCUGAUCCACCAUGAGAGUGAACCUGGAUUCCUGCACGCGGGAGAAGACGAGCCACAACGUGCUGGAGCCCACCCUGUCCUGCUUCGACGAGGCCCAGAGGAAGAUCUUCACCCUGAUGGAGAAGGAUUCCUACCGCCGCUUCCUCAAGUCCCCUUACUACCUGGACUUGGUCAGCCCGCCCGGGGCCGGCUGCGCGCCGCAGAGCUGCAAGAGGAGCCACGCUCACACCUUAGACUGCAACUCCAACAUCGUCUCGCAGUGCGCCUGAGCCUGCAGCGAGGCAGGAGCAGGCUGGGCUCCCGCCAGAAAGCCACCCCCCGCGGGGCAGCGCAAGCGCUCCUUGGCAUGAAGCAGCAGAGCUGUCUGCAGUAGAUGUCUAAUGUCCCAGUUGUGUUCCAUGUCAUGCCACAGCCAGCAUUCGUAACCCAAGCCAGGCUCAGUUUGUGUAGCAAACCCUCCUCCGACUCCCAGCAGCGCAGGAGCCCUGGGGUCUGUCUGACAGGAAGGCUGGGUGCGGUCACUGCGUGCCUGCUGUGUUUCUGGCGAGCCCUGCCAGCCCAGGAGGGGCUGCUAGGGAGCACGAGCUCAGACCCAGCGCUGCCCAACGAGGCACCAGAGUGGCAGCCUUGCAGCGUGACACCCGACGAGGAGCAGGGGAAAGAGGGAGCCAAGGGAAGCGUUGGGGACUGCCAUCUCCCCUUUGUAACU